AUGCUUGCCAUGUUCGAUGACCGACUGGCGAUUGGCGGGUUUCGAGGCUCGGUCCGUCGCGCCCAACGUGCACAUUCAACCUUUUCGGCCGUCCACAGCGACUGGUCGGAGAUGGCAAGAUCAACACUUGAUCUGAUUCAUCGUGGCGCAAAGAUGUACGAGAACGAAGCGGGCAGUGCUUGCGUCACGCUUGUUAAUGUGGCGACAUCCCCAAUCGACCCGCCAUGUGGCAGAUGCGCCGCAUGCCGUAAACUGCGACUGAAGACGGAUAUCGUCCAUCGACAUAUCCGCCUCCCCCGCACAUUUCUCUACCCUGCGGUUGCGCAGACAGAUGCAUGA
Molecule: messenger RNA, 339 nt
Organism: Penicillium argentinense
Lineage: Eukaryota; Fungi; Ascomycota; Eurotiomycetes; Eurotiales; Aspergillaceae
Exons: 3
Coding region: 1-339 (112 amino acids)
Source: RefSeq, a predicted model, not a curated record